GUGGAAGGAAAUAUAGGAGUGCAGAAUACCGUAGGGCGAAGACGGGAAGAAAAAGCCUCCAGCGACUGUCUCCAGCCAGCGCCACACUCCCACCCUGUUAUUCCUAUUCUAAAUUUUUGAAUGAAAUUCAUCUAUUCAUUUAGAAUUUCCACACUUCCAAGAAGAUGAUGCAGGCAAUGCGCAGAUGGCAGAAAGACUCAAUUUUGAUUCUCCUGUCCACGAAAAUAGCAGCAGCCUCUGAAUCAUCUGCGACCUAUUCUGCCUGCUUCCAUUCUACUCCGAUCUGGUUGGAGAAGCGGAAGAGCAAGUGGGAGUCCGAUUUCAGAGGAAAUCAACAGCCGCCAAAGUCAAACAAAAAUGCUAUCAGGUAUGCAGUACGUCAAAAACGUGCAGACUCGAGGAAAGCUUUGAAAGAUCUGCUCUUUUAUGGGGGCUCCAUCGAUAACUAUCUUGAGGAAAAAUAUCCGGUAGAAAAUGUGAGAUGGAAUGUACAGCAAAAUGAUGACCCUUUAGACAAGAAAUGUGAACUCAAGAGUUCAGCUCGUAGUAGGACUCGCUUGAGGAGAAGGCAGCGUAAACUGAAGAAACAGUGUUUAUAUGAAGACGAUUAUGAUGAUGAACAUCCAGAGAAAAUAUUUCGAGCAACCUUUGGUGACAAAUCGUACACGUGGUCUUACAAGCCAUGGAAGGAAUUUUCAUUUGAUGGUAAAAAAACUCGAGUUCACCAUGAAGAAGAAAUGAGGGAAUGGAAUGCCAGACAGCAAAGCAAUCACUAUAGUUCAGACAGCAAUCAUAGCAUUAGUGAGUCUUAUAUUGUAGGGUCAUACUCUGAACGAUCAAUUCUAGGUCUUCCUGUAAGGGGCCCUUUGAAGAUUGAGGAUGUCAAGAAUGCUUUUCGCCUCUCAGCUUUAAAGUGGCAUCCUGAUAAGCACCAAGGUCCUUCACAGGCUGCUGCAGAAGAGAAAUUCAAGUGUUGUGUUACAGCGUACAAAUCAUUGUGUGAUGCCCUCUGCCCAGCAUAACCCCCACCACCCAUUUACUCAUUUCAUCUCUAAUCCAAGGAGGCCGGUUAGCUUUAGAACAGGGAUCCAUAAGCUUGCCAAUUAUGAUUCAACAAGGUCUCGUUUUGUCAUUAUGGACGGAGAAGUAUGGAGUGUGGUGUCAAUGAAGUCAGGGGCGUAGCUAGGAUUGAGAGACAUCGUUGGCCUGGCCCACACCAAAUUUCAAUUUUAUUUAAAUUAGUAGGGUGAAAAAACCGUGUAAAACAUCGAAAAGAUUUUUUUUAUACCAGUCCAAUAUACUGCCCAGGGUAGUCAAAAGCGCGCGCCUGAGCGCUUAAGCGCACCAAGCGAGACACAUAUGAGAGUCAGCGACUGUUAGAGUCCCAGGCGCAGCCAACUGAGUGAAGCGCAAGUGAGGCGCAAUAAGCGUAGAAGCGGUGAAAGCCGUAAGCGCAAAAAAGCGCACGCUUCAGUCGCCUGGCCUGGGAAAGGAGUAGCGGCCUAUUUAUUUGUUUGGUCCUACUUUAAAUAACAAGCCCAUACUUAUAAUAAGAUUUAGC
This is a messenger RNA of Cuscuta epithymum, 1561 nucleotides long. The record is from the annotation of a GenBank genome assembly. Lineage: Eukaryota; Viridiplantae; Streptophyta; Magnoliopsida; Solanales; Convolvulaceae.